This is a messenger RNA of Micropterus salmoides (largemouth bass), 4569 nucleotides long. Its product is annotated as coiled-coil domain-containing protein 171-like. The coding region runs from base 95 to 4078 and encodes 1327 amino acids. The transcript is spliced from 25 exons. Lineage: Eukaryota; Metazoa; Chordata; Actinopteri; Centrarchiformes; Centrarchidae. The record is from RefSeq and is a predicted model, not a curated record.
CGGAAAUGACAUAUGGACGCCAAAGAUGGCGUCAGAUUCAAACGGCUCUUGGGUUCGUUUCGCUAGUUGUUAAAGUAAACACAGAAGCGGAGCCAUGCAGACCGAAGCAGCGGAGCGGAGGGGACAGCGCAGCCGCAGCAGGCGGGGGGAGAGCGGGCAGGGCCGAGCAGAGGCGCGGGGGACCAAACCGAGGGCCGCGGUCCACUCUGCCAGGAGCUCCGAGGAGGAGACAGCAAGGUUGAAAGAGAUCCCUGCCAUCAGGCAACAAAAAGAGAAUCAGGCAGGAGAGCGAGGGAGAAGAGCCGAAAGGGAAGGAGUGGAAGAUGAGGAGCGAGACAGAGCAGCAGAGAGGGACCGGAGCCGAGGAGAUGGAGGGAGGAGGAGGGAGAGGGAGGCGAGAAGCAGGAGGGCGGCGUCCGAAGGAGGUGAAGAAGGCGAGCAGUCGGAGAGGCUGAGGUGGAGAGUCCAUCAGCUGGAGAAAGAGAAACUGGGGCUGACGAGCAGCCACAACCAGGAGCUCUGCAGGCUGCAGGCUGAGCUGACCCGGCUGAGGUCCUCAGUGGAGCGAGGAGAAGCGCAGCGGGUGGAGCUUCAGUACCAGCUGACUGUGAGCCGGAGAGACGCCGACCGGGCCUCCGAGCUCAGCAGAGACAAACGCACACUAACAGAGCGAGCAGCUGAGCUCCAGCAGACCGUUCAGGAGCUGCAGAAAGCUCUGGACAUCACCCGACAGGCCAGGGAGGAGGACCAGCAUGCUUUGCAGCAGGAGGUGGAGGAGCGCGACAGACUGAUUCAGAGCUUCAGCUCGGAAAACCAGCGGCUGCACCAACUGCUGCAGGAUCACGAGGAGGCCCUGCAGGAGUCUGAGAGGAGGAUGGUGGAGGUGCAGCAGGAGAGAGAGAAGGAGGCCGAGGUGAACAGACGACAAGCCAACGAACUGAAGUACCUGACGGAGAGAGAGGAGAGGAGCAGGAGAGACCGGGAGCUGUCAGAUCAGAGGGUGAAGUCUCUGGAGUCGAGCGUCGAGGCGGAGCGAGCGGCUCACCUGGAGUCCAAGUUCAACUCUGAGAUCAUCCAGCUGCGUGUGCGGGACUUGGAGGCGGCGCUGGCGUCGGAGCGGUCCGGCCAGCAGGAGGCGCAGUGCAGCCUGGAGCUGCUGAGAGCUCAGUUCAGAGAGGUGGAGAGGGCCUACAGCCUGGAGAGAGAGAGGGGCGACGGCACUGAGCGCGCUCUGCAGCGGUUGCAGAAGGAGUACGAUCAGUGCAAGUCUGACCUGAGUGUUGCCUUGGAAACUGAGAAGAAAACGAGCUCUGACCUCUCAGAAAGGCUGGAGGAGGAGAAGAGGCGGCACGCCGACACACACACACUGCUGGAGAAGGCGGCUCAGAGGCAGUCGGGCGCAGAGGAAGCCUUUGUGAACUGUGUGGAUCAGAUCAGAGAAACACUCCAACAACACAGCACCCCAGGCACUAGUCCUGGAGCAAAGGAUCAUGAGAACCGGAGUCAGUCUGCUGAAGUCCUGCAGCUGCUGAAGACGACACUUUGCACCUACCGACACACACUGGAAAAGACUGACAAACAGGUCCAGGAUCUGCUGUUUGCAUCGGAGAGGCUGCAAGAGGAGAACCAGACUCUCCGUCAGCUGACCUCAGAGCAGAGCCAGCAGGUCGAGGAGUCGCUGCAGGCGGCGAUCAAACUGGGGGAGGAGGUGACGCGCCUUCGCCAGGAGAGCUCUGAUUGGUCGACGCAGAGCCGAGUUCUGCGGGCCGAGCUGGAGAAAGAGAGGGAGGAGAGGGAGACACAGAGGGAGGAGAGGGAGAGAGAGAGGGAGACAGAGAGGGAGGAGAGGGAGAGAGAGAGGGAGGAGAAGACAGCAGAAGUCCAGAAGAUAACUGAGCACUACCAGAAAGAGUCACAGGCCCGUCUGUCCUUCCUCUACUGUGUCUACCAGCGCCUGCUGGCCGGCUGCGUCCUCCUCAAUGAGCCGCAGAGCAUCCUGGGUAAUUUCUCCUGGAAGGAACUUUGUGACGUCAUCAACGAACAGGUCGACCAGCUGACUUCUGACCUCCGGAAGGCCAACAACAACAUCGCCCACCUGCAGAGUGUGUGUGAGAAGAAGAGUGCGUGUGUGCGCGAGCUGCAGCGCAGUCAGGAGUGUGUGUUGUCUCGUCUGGAGGAGAGCGUGAGGAGGAGGGAGGAGGCGUGGAGCAGCCAACACGUACACACUGUGACACAGCUGCAGAACGAGCUGCAGGCGUGUCGCUCUCAGUGCGACUCCCUCCGAGAUCACGCCUCCUCUCUGGAGCUCCGCUGCUCCUCGCUGACCUCUGACCUCUCCCGGCUCCAGGGCCUCCUCUCUCGAAGCCGCAGGGAGGCGGCCUCCUUCCUGUCGGCCUGCGCCCUGCUGGCCGGGGCGCUGAAACACACUCGCCUCUGUCUGCAAACACUCUCCAAACAGAAAGCACUCCUGUGCAGGCGACUGGCAGAGAGGGAGGUGCUGGAGGAGGAGGUGAGGACGCUGGCCAGAGCUCUGGGAGGUGAGGAGGAUGAGGAGGAGGAAGAGGCAAAAAGGAGUAGGAGGAGGGCAGUGAGGCGGCGGUGGAGGAGGAGUGUGUGUGUGGUGUUGGCGGUGAGGAGGUGGCGUGCACUGGCCAAACAGACGACAGUGUUGUUUCGGCUGGAGAGAGGAGGCGGCGUUCCGGCUGUGUGUGUCUGUGGAGAGUCGGCUACGGCAACACAGAAGGGUGAAGGCUUACCGAGCACAGAUAAAGAUGGUGAUGAUGAAGGUGCGUGUGCCCGCUGGCUCCUCUCUAAAUGUCUGGCCUCCACCAUUCUGUCGUCCGUGGCCGAUCUGCAGAGAGCUCUGGCACACACUGGCUCCUCCCCUCCUGAUGUGAUGUCAGCAGCUCGUUCUGGCUUGUCCCGCCUCCUGGAUCACCUUCUUGACCAAUCAGACGCGGCGUCCAGUAUGUCUCCUUGCAGAGUGGACACGCUGAGCGGCCGGCUGGGACUCGGCCUGAGCAGACGGAGUCCACCACAGCCCCACAUGAAGGCCCUGGUGUCCGCUCUCCAGCAGCACUUCCUGCUCUUCAGCCAACGGCUGCACUCGGCCGAGGUGGAGAGGCGGAGCCUGAGGCUGGAGGUGACCAAUCUGAAGAGAGGACUGCGACAGGAGAGAGCCGAGACCUGCAGGACGGUCCCUGCGGAGCGGUUCAGCAGUGUGUGUGUGGAGCUGCGUCAGGCUCUGAGCAGGGAACAGGAAGCUCAGACGCUCAUCCAGGAACAGACCAAGCAGCUGCACGCACUGCAGCUCCAAGUGAACACACACACCGCCGAGCACACCAACACACAACACACUCUGAGACAGACCACGCAGUCGCUGUCAGAGACUCGGCAGGAGGUGAGCCGUAAGGAGCGCUCGCUAAGGAUUCUGGGUAAGCACCUGUCGGUGGUUCAGAGGGAGAGGAAGCAGCUGGAAGAGAGACUGCAGCGAGUCGAGGACGAGCUGAGAGACGCCACCAGACGUAAAGACUGUCUGAUCAGCGCCAUGAAGGCUGCAGAGACGAGCUACAAGGAGCUCAGAGAAAGCCUCGUCCAAUCACGUCACUCCCUGUCAGCUCAGCCCCACCCCCUGCCAUUGCCCAGGGAACACCUGGAGCUGAGUGGAGCGGAGAGCAUCAUCGGAGCUCCGGAGGUUGCAGCGUGCCAGAGUCUUCUCUCCACCUUCUCUCAGCUUUAUCACACCUGCAGCUCCAGGAUUGAUUGGCUGGAACAGGAAGUCUCCGCCCACCGCUGUCACGUGACGGCGCUGCGCAGUGAGCUGCAGGACGCCUGUCUCCGCGACAACCUGGCCUACCUCCCGGUGGCGGAGUUUCCUGAAACCUUUCCGAUCGCUGAUGUGGAAACCCCUCGACCUGUUCCGCUCUCUGAUUUGUCAAAGGAGCCAUCAGUCAGUUUAAGGACCGCCCCCUCCCAGACAAAUCCCGCCCCCUCAUCGCCCCUCUCCAAAACCCCCAGGGUCAAAACGAAGGAGAAGAAAGCUGUGAAGAAGAACAGAGGAGGAAAAGUGAGAAGAUAAACAGACAGACCACCGACUUCCUGCUGUAGUUUUACCUGUUCACGUGACGACAUGUAGCAUGAACACAACACUCAAACAGUCCUGCAGAUCCUAAUUAUCCAGACAGUUAAAGUCUGGAGAGAAUAUUUGGGAAUAUUUAUCAGGAUUUGGAAGUGCUCAAUUUUUGAAAGUCAGUGAAAAGUCGUGGGAUUUUUGUGUGUUGAGGUCAUGGAAAGUCCUGGAAAGACGUGACGUCUUCCCUCAGCAAGUGUCCAGACAAUCAAAACUGUUGCAUCGGCUGCAUUACAGUCAGACUUUUUCAAUAUGGUGGUUUGUGUUUCUGUUUCACAUGCUCACAGCCGGUUGAUGACAAACGAGUGAAGGCCAUAUGGCUGUGUGUGUGUGUGUGUGUGUGUGUGUUUGUGUGUGAGAGAGACACACCAGCAGCUGGUUACUGUAUGAGUUUGUUUUAACCUCCAGUAAAAUAUCUGCUCUGCUCUCGUACUCGUAAA